Molecule: messenger RNA, 1065 nt
Organism: Microthlaspi erraticum
Lineage: Eukaryota; Viridiplantae; Streptophyta; Magnoliopsida; Brassicales; Brassicaceae
Source: the annotation of a GenBank genome assembly
AUGAACGGAGAAAAGCCACCGGUUACGAAAACGAUGAACAUUCUUAUGCUUCAUGAUGACUUGCUUUUAGCUUGUUUAGCAGUAGUCUCCAGAUUGUAUCACCCCGACUCUCGCUUUGGUUGCGACGAGACUUGUCUUUAUGUGUGUUUGCAAUUCCCUCAAGACAUAAGCCCGGUGCGUUGGUUCACUCUCUGCCGGAGACCGAGUCAAAUCACUAAGCCUAACCCUAACCCUAGGUUCACUUCUUGCUUUGCACCAUAUAGAGCCCUAAUGGAUCGCACUAUGAAGAAGAAAGACAAGAAGUCACACGACAAUGCGUUGGUCUCAAUCCAAACUCGGAAAUCUCCUUCUCUGCCUUUGUGGGGACCGUGGUCUCUAAUCGCAGUUGGUUAUAAUAUCUACAAGAUUGGCGGAGAGGACAAGAAUGGUUUGCCCUCGUCUAGGGUCUUCGUCAUGGAUUGUCGGUCUCGCACGUGGCACAAAGCUCCAAGCAUGCGUGUGGCACGCAAGUGCCCUCGAGUGAGAGUUUUUGGUGGGAAAAUAUAUGUGGACAGCUCCAAAGAUAUCGAUUCCUCGGAUUUGAUAGAAUGUUUCGAUCCCAAAACCCAAAUGUGGGAGGAUGUGGCAGACCCUGACGAAAAGCUACGCGGUUGGCUUCCUGAUUGUGCUUGCGUGAUAGAUAACGUCUUGUACGGCGUCAAUGUCAUGGACUUUUAUGGUCGUGGAUUGUUGAAUAAGCUCGUAUGGUACGAGUCUGAGGGAAGAUGUUGGAGAGCUGUGAAGGGUUUGAGAAAACUGCCUGAUUUACCAGCGGGUUAUAGAAGUGUUAGAUUGGUGGGUUAUGGUGGAAAGAUUGCGGUUUUGUGGGAGAAAGAUGUGCGUAUUGAGGAUAAGAAGAAGAUCUGGUGGGCUGCGGUUUUGUGGGAGACGCAGAUCUUGUGUGCUGAGAUUUCGCUUGAAAGACGCAACGAGCAUGAGAUACAUGGGAAGGUUUUGUGGUGUGAUGUUGUGCUUACGGUCCCUAGGUCAUCUACUUUCUUGCAGGUUUUGGCUGUUACGGUUUGA